UCCACAUUAACCAAAUUUUGAAAGAAGACUCUCACUGAAGAAUUUUGGAUUGCACCCUGGCAUCAAUAGAGGCCUUCAUCCAAGUCUGAGAACCAGAUGAGAUGGAAAUCCUCAAUCAACUUAAUCUAGCACACUGCUCAGGAUUCCCAAAGAUUCUUGGAAAUAUACAAAUUGAUAACAAGAAAGCACUGAUAUUAGAAAGAUUACCUGGUAGGAGCUUGAAAGAGUUCUUACUCGAGACAGAUCCGUCUGAACAACUUUCUGUUAAGGAACUCAGUGAAAUAUUUGCCAAAAUUAUCAUGCUGAUGCAAAAGAUCCAUUCAGUCGGAUACAUUUACAGGAAUAUUGAGCCAGAGCAUAUCUUCAUCUCUCCCUAUUUCUGAAAUGACGAUUCUGUGCUACAAAAGUCUAGAGUGGAUAAGAUUAUUCAAAAGGAUGUGAGCCACUUCGUUGGCUCACAGAGCUUCGACUCCAAGACUUUCCGGGCUAGAAAUAGCAGCACAUCCUGCACCAAGAACUACUCUAGAUAGAAAGAAAUAACAUCAAAAGACAUUUUGAGGUAUCGAUCCUUAAUUUUACCUUGAGCCAACUAAUCUCAGAGCAUAACUCCUGUUCUUCACUUGAAGAGAGAAAAUCAGACCCUGAAGAGUUAAGCAAGAAGCACAAACACAGUGAGGAAGAGAAACUUCCUCCAGCUGUUUCGAAAGUAUCACUCUCCAGAAUGAACACAAAACAAAAUGUGACUAAGACAGAUGACCUUAAAGACGUCUGCUACUUGUUUGCUUAUUGCCUUAUGAAUUCAUGAUAUCAGGAAAAAUUGCUUCAAAAGGAGCAGGAAGUGCAUGCAUUUGCACUAGAAAUUUUUAGAACCAUCUACUCGAAGACUAAAUUUUCCUCUUUCAAGACCGGGUUCAGUCACAAUGAUUCAUAUUUGAGUGAUUACUCAGGUCUUACAAGAUGCCUCAAACAGAAGAUCGCUAAAUUGCCUUUGAAAAUCAAAAAUGAAUUGAUCUCGUUUUGAGACCCUUGCAGUGACGGGGUCAUGAGCGAGUUUCAUCCACUCGAGAAACUAGGCCAAGACCCUACCUUUGACACUAGAGUUGGGAAUAAAUAUACUAGAAAGACCCAAGUUAAGCAUGCUUACAAUGCCUUCUAUGGCAAGAGUAGUACAUCUAAAAACUGACCAAGGAGUCGGUUCUGGGCAAGCCAACAAUCAUCCUUCAAACGACAUACGGCUAAAGACAAUAGAGUAUACAGUUCUGAUAAACACAUUCUCACAAAAAUGUGUGAUGACUUUGAUGACUCCAAAAAUAGCACAGUUAUCACCGGGAAAGUCUUGAAAAAGAGCUCUCAGGAUUAUUCUCGAAAGAGCAAACAGGACGUUCCGGAGAAGAUAGAUCUAUCCAAAAAUGCCCAACACCUUGACCAAAUAAUGGAAGAAGGGAUCGAUAUGGAAGAGAGUGACUCAGUCAUUGACCAAAAUAUGAAGAGCCAGAGGGAGUCUAAGUCUGCCUUCCUAAAGCUACUCAAAAACCCGAACAAUCAGAGCAAGUUAUCCCAGUCCCACCGCCAAGUCUCUGACAAGAUGGACCCAAUGUCUAUAUUUGAAGGUGGGAAUGAAAACAUUAGUGAUGAAAUCUUGGAGGAAAACCUGAAAAGAAACCCGACAACUCUCGGCUCCCUAACAGGAUGCUCUGGCCAUAUUUUUCCAAAGUAGUUCUAAGUGAAUG
This is a messenger RNA of Moneuplotes crassus, 1730 nucleotides long. NCBI's taxonomy places the organism in Eukaryota, Ciliophora, Spirotrichea, Euplotida, Euplotidae. The record is from the annotation of a GenBank genome assembly.